AUGUACUCGCUCAUAGGGCAGUUUCCGAACUCUCUGAAAGUGACCACUGUUUUUAAAUGUUCAGCACGCUUCAACCAAAUAGAUCCAAAAGGGGGGCUGGUUAUGCGUUUCAGAAGGACAAGGAUCAAGACCAGACACGAUUUUGAGCAACUGGAUACACCGAAAAAACCUAAUUCAGCUCUACGUAAGAUAGCAAAAGUACGGUUGAGCAAUCGACAUGAUAUAUUUGCUCACAUUCCAGGCGAAGGUCAUAAUUCGCAGGAACAUUCUAUAGUCUUAGUAAGAGGAGGUAGAGUGAAAGAUUCGCCAGGUGUGAAAUCCCAUCGUAUUCGAGGAGUCAAGGAUUUGUUGGGAAUUCCGGAUCGUAGAAAGGGAAGAUCUAAAUAUGGUUGA
This is a messenger RNA of Lolium perenne, 393 nucleotides long. The record is from RefSeq and is a predicted model, not a curated record. NCBI's taxonomy places the organism in Eukaryota, Viridiplantae, Streptophyta, Magnoliopsida, Poales, Poaceae.